Molecule: messenger RNA, 1440 nt
Organism: Musca vetustissima
Lineage: Eukaryota; Metazoa; Arthropoda; Insecta; Diptera; Muscidae
Product: putative inorganic phosphate cotransporter
Exons: 4
Coding region: 1-1440 (479 amino acids)
Biological process (GO): monoatomic anion transport; transmembrane transport
Cellular component (GO): plasma membrane
Molecular function (GO): transmembrane transporter activity
Source: RefSeq, a predicted model, not a curated record
AUGGAAGCAAUUGUAGCCAAAGGCCCUUUUAUCGGCCAAAGACACAUCCAGUCUUUAUUAUUAUUCACUUGUAUUGCCAUAAAUUAUAUGACCAAAUACAAUGGCAGUAUAUCAUUGGUGGCAAUGACAAAUGCAACAACAACAAAUCCUAAUUUUCCGCAAUAUAAUUGGAGCGAAGCGGAAAAAUCCUACAUAUUGUCCAGUUUCUUUUGGGGUUAUGUCAUCACCCAAUUGCCAGCUGGCUAUGUUUGUAAACGUUUCGGGGCAAAGGCGACAUUAUUUAUAACCACCCUUGGAUCUUCACUGGUUGGCUUAGCAUUACCAUUCACCCUAAAAUGGGGUGAUUGGAAAAUAUUUUGUACCGUACGUGUUCUGCAGGGAUUUUUCCAAGGUUUCGACAUGACAGCGAUUUAUGCACAUUUGGCCCAUUGGAGUCCGCCGGAGGAGAGAAAUCGCCUAGGGGUUUUGGCUAAUUCGGGCAUUGAUUGUGGUACGGUAAUGGCUAUGUUUGUUAGUGGACUCAUUGCAACAUCAAGUUUGGGAUGGCCUGGAAUUUCUUAUAUAUCAUGUGUCCUUGGAUUAAUAUGGUGCUUCUUUUGGGAGAUAUUUGGUGCCAAUACACCGGUAGUUUCCAAAUUUAUUACACUCGAAGAAAGGGAUUAUAUAGAGUGUUCCUUAAUGAAAAACGAUAUAAAUGAUAGUAGUCAAAAAAUGAAAUCAAUACCCACCCCAUGGAAGGCAAUUUUAAAAUCAUCGGUCUUUUGGUCUUUGUUGGUGACACGCAGUGCUGAACUUUGGGGUUUUGCCACCGUACAAUCAUCAAUACCCGCCUAUAUGAGCGGUGUCUUUGGUAUGGAUAUGCACAAUAAUGCACUCUACUCGGCCCUGCCUUUCAUAGCAAUGUGGAUGAUGUCCUAUGUAUACUUAAUAUUGGCUGAUAUUAUUUUAAAUUAUAAGCUAUUAGCUUUAAAUGGUUUGCGAAAAACAUAUAACUCCAUUGCCUUUUGGCUGCCGGCCCUUGGUCUUAUAGCAAUUGGUUUUGUACCUGCCACUCAACAGCUAUUGGCUGGAAUUUUAUUAAUUCUUAUUGUGGCCAUAAAUUCUGGCAAUAUGAUUGGUAGCGGUUUAAAUGUUCUCGAUUUGUCUCCAAAUCAUGCCGCGGUCCUGAUGAGUGUUAUAAAUACCUCGGGGAGUAUUAUGCCGAUUUUAUCACCUCUUGUAACGGGUGCUAUUGUGACAGAUGAGUCCAAUUAUCACCAAUGGCAAAUUGUGUUUGCUAUUUCGGGUGCCGCAUUCAUCUUGGGUAAUAUAAUUUAUCUAAUUUGGGGCUCAACGGAUCUACAACCAUGGAAUGAUCCACAUUUUCUUAAGAAGAGAAAUAUGUCAACAGAAUAUGAUAUUGACGAUAUUCCAACGGGAAGUAAAACUGUAAUUCGAUGA